AAUUUGACCGGUUCACAAUCCUGCCCCGGCAACCAAAACAUGGUUCGUUAAAAUCGAAGUGCUAAAAGACCCAAAUCGUCGAUUUUUCCAAUGUUUGUUUCUCUUGCUGCUCAGUUUCGCUUUUGACAUUACAUUUCUGGGUUCAAAUUUCAUCAAAUGGGUUCUGCUGCUGCUUCGAAUAUGGCGUUUUCCAUUACUGUAAUCAGCUCACCUUCUUCCGCAAAAUUAAAGCUUAAUGACACUUUUGCCUGCGCGUUCCAUAAAUUCAAACGAGGCCACUCCACCACCAAAAUCUGUGCCAUUUCUCCAAACGGCUCCGUUUCUGGUUCUGCUUCACAUGGGGCUGAGUGCUCAGCUGGAGAUGUGCAUAAACAAAGAAGCAGGCUUGAAUCUUUGUUUUGUUAUGAUAAGGCUAUUCCGGAGGAGAUAAUUGACAAGCCCAUAGGAAUAUCUUUGGUCGAAAAAUUCAUUGGAAACAAUCCUCGAUGCAUAGAUUGUGAAGCGAAAGGCGCCGUCCUCUGCACAACUUGCUCUGGUUCAGGCCUGUAUGUUGAUUCAAUAUUGGAGAGCCAGGGUGUUAUUGUUAAAGUGCGCUGCCUAGGUUGUGGGGGAACUGGCAACAUAAUGUGUUCAAAGUGUGGUGGCCGCGGUCAUUGUGGAUGACUUUACUGGUUUGCUUAUCUUCCUCCCUUCGAUUCAUUGCAAGUUACAUGUAUUACAGUCAUAUCUCAGACUAUUACUUUGUUUUUUUGUUCCAUAGUGCCAAUUCUAUGAAAAUUUACAUCGAAGCUCCACAGUAAUGUAUUUGAUUUGAUUCUAUUUAGCAUUAAUACUUUUAUAAAAUCUUGGCCUUCACAUGCUUUUUGACAAACGAGUCUUGUUGCUUUUUCCAGUCAUAUGUUGUACUAAAAAAGAAUAA
Molecule: messenger RNA, 919 nt
Organism: Fragaria vesca subsp. vesca
Lineage: Eukaryota; Viridiplantae; Streptophyta; Magnoliopsida; Rosales; Rosaceae
Exons: 3
Coding region: 157-663 (168 amino acids)
Source: RefSeq, a predicted model, not a curated record